GACAUCUAUGAGACGAAUUGAGGGGUCAAAACAAUGAUAUCAAGACGAUAAGAUAAAAAUUGAACUUUAUUACCUGAUUUUCCGUGUUGAAUUACGUGUCGUCUUUUCUUCAUAGUCAACUAAAAAACAAGAAAAAUGAGUGAAAUUGAUGGAAAUACAAUUUUAGCCCAAAGUCUCAAAGAACAGGGAAUUGAAUAUGUUUUCGGUAUCAUUGGAUAUCCCGUGAUCGAACUUUCGAUGGCAAUGCAAGCUGCUGGUUUAAAGUACAUUGGAAUGAGAAAUGAACAAUCAGCUUGUUAUGCGGCUCAAGCAAUUGGAUAUCUUACAGGAACGCCGGGUGUUUGUUUAGUUGUUUCGGGACCCGGAUUGUUGCACGUUUGCGGAGGAAUGGGAAAUGCUCAAGCGAAUU
Molecule: messenger RNA, 409 nt
Organism: Culicoides brevitarsis
Lineage: Eukaryota; Metazoa; Arthropoda; Insecta; Diptera; Ceratopogonidae
Product: 2-hydroxyacyl-CoA lyase 1-like
Exons: 2
Biological process (GO): fatty acid alpha-oxidation
Cellular component (GO): peroxisome
Molecular function (GO): thiamine pyrophosphate binding
Source: RefSeq, a predicted model, not a curated record